Messenger RNA from Amoebophrya sp. A120, 2610 nucleotides. The record is from the annotation of a GenBank genome assembly. NCBI's taxonomy places the organism in Eukaryota, Dinophyceae, Syndiniales, Amoebophryaceae.
GAAGAACAAGUAGACUCUCUCACUUUUUUAGUGAAGCCAAAUUCGGUACUCCAUCAGUUCUGCUAUCUCGUAAGUGUGUACUUGACUGCGGUCGUGCUCAAUUUUUUGCAAUUGCACCUAGCCUAGAAAAAUUUUUAUUUUACACGUUUAUAAAUUUGGAUUUCGGUUUCAUACAACUACAUUUUGCCAUCCAAGAUGAUGUUCCACUCGCGAAAAUCCCCAAAAUGCCCGCGGCACCCCACAUUGGCGGCAGCAUCAAAGCGGUCCUCCUCCCAACACCGCAUGUUGACGUUUCGACCGGUGCAGCUUCGGCUCCUAUCGUCGACGGCGCUCCUCUACAGCUUCUUCGCAACUUCUCCCGUCGUGCAGGCUAUCGCGUCGACAAACACAGACUAUCAGCUGCGUAACAAUUUCCAGACGAGUGAGGCGAGUUUCUUGCGGAACAGCACGCUCGCAAAUUUUGACGGCAAGAACCUACUGAAUUCGGCAUCACCUUCGAGCUACCAAAAAAUUCGAGUAGGACCUCAGCAGGUCGUCCAAGAACCAGCCCAAACUUCUUUUCUCGGCCUUCCGAAGCGGCCCGAUCAUCUCAUCCCUAGUUCUCUCAAAUACCCCAUCAUCACCGGGUUCGCCGCGUCUAUCUAUGGCUUGGUGAACGCCCGCCGGGAGCAGAUGCGCCGGCGGGAAAACCGGCUGAAAAGGCGGGAGCAAACACGACGGAACAGAUACAAUUUCCUGACAGGAGCAGCUGGAGCCCCUACAGCCCCCGCGCCGCCGGGCGCCGGUGACCUUACUGGCAUGGUUUUCUAUCCUCGCGGCGCGCGGGGCGCACUGUGGAACCCGUUUUUUCACGAAAAUUAUAACAACCUCCUCGCGCGCGGUAGUGGACAUACACAUAACGCAGUACACGGAGUCGCAGAGCCCCGAAGGAUCAACAUGCGGGAUUUUCUGACCGCUUCCAACGCAUCCUCCACCACCUCGGCGUCUGCCUCAAACUUGGUUUUAUCCAGCUCUUCACCGCCAUCCCGGUCUCGAACCAUCUCGGGGUCCUCGGCCGGGUCGGCUUAUUCCGAGGACGUCGGAGGUUUGUUCAGUGGUGGUGGUGGUGCGGCUGCUGGGAGUAGUACUAGCCCUGCUGGAGCUUUUGACAAUACUUCUCUGCGUCUACUUCUGCCUGGAGCAGUUGGUAGUUCUGUAAGCAGUAAGACACAAAAAUCUGCAGUCCAACCGUUUGAAAGGAACUAUCACACCGCGGCAGGAACAGCAAGCUCCCUUGAGCAGCAGCAGCAGCAACAUCCGACGUACUACAACGUCCACCACCACCCGGGGCCGACUACUUUUCCCGGUGUGGAACAACAUCAGAAGAAGCACGGUUGCGACUUUGCAGCUCAUCGUAGUACUACAACUGGAGGACAGCAAGACGGAAUCCUCGAUAGUAGAAACGACAGCAGCGGGGCCCAUAGCCGAAGCAAUUCCAUGGAAGUAGAUGUCAACACGACGAUGCUGCACCCUCCUCCCUCCUCUUCCGCUGGAGCCUCCCGCAGCUCGUGCACAUUCGUGUCUGCGGACGGAGGGGGCUCUAGUGCGGCAACACUGCCAGAACAGCAAAUGAAUUUUCGUGCCGCAGCCGGAGCCGCGACUUCUUUCGCGACGGCGCAGAAUGAGGAAGAUGACGGGAGGACCUUGCAAGUAGAAGCCAGAACGCCUGCGACCAACAGCUUUCAUUCCGUGCAAGAAGGAGGAGGUGGCACUCCUGUAGUACAACAAGCAGGAGGUGCUUAUGCGCACGCAGGAAGGAGCUCUUUCGAAGAUUUUUCCGAGUCGUUAGCCAUAGCGGGGCUCGAUGUGGUUGUUGCUCCACCUCCGCUGCCAGUCUUGCAAGAUGUUUUCGCAGGAGAUGUUCCAGGUGGUGGCUUCUACUCCGAGCGGGUCGACGACGACGACGACGACGACGACGACGAGGGGUCUCACGCAGAUUUCAUGGACGAUGAGGACCACAUCGAACACAGCAGGGGUAUCAACAGGAACCGUGAAAUGUUUUACGGCGAGGACAGUGUGCCGUGGUUUCACCAUCUGCUGCGAAUCAACGACAUCUCAGUGCCAACUACGGGAAGUAGAACGACAUCAGCAGGUGCAAGUAGAGGACCAACAACUACUGCAGGGUCAUCAACUACUGGAACUGCUGCUGCUGCUGCUGCUGCCACUCCCGAAACCUCGGCCGCGGCGACCAUGCGGAGUUUCACCAAUGCAGCGAGCUAUUCGUACAGCUGUUUACCCCCCUGUUGAUGUGGACUUAGGUGGAUAAUCAGGGAUGGAAUGCAACUACUAGAGGAGAAAAUGCAGUGUAUGUUCAAGGUCUUCAUGUUGAGGUAGAAGUACUAGUAGAACUAGAACGUCGGGGCUUUCGUGCUAUAGGUUUCUUCACGAGAAGAUGAGAAUGACGAGGGAUGGUGCAGCAGCACCCCUCGAAAUGCAAAUGCACACAGGAAAUCAUGCUUCUAAGGAGAAGUUUUUGAUGUCGAUAUAGAUGUGAAUGCAUUCAGAUUGAAUCUCUUCAAUGAAAGACGAAGAAUAUUAGUACGUCGAAAAUGUUUGUUUCUACUCCGCAGC